Ilyonectria robusta is the source of this 1089-nucleotide messenger RNA. Its product is annotated as chaperonin 10-like protein. Lineage: Eukaryota; Fungi; Ascomycota; Sordariomycetes; Hypocreales; Nectriaceae. Gene Ontology annotation, molecular function: L-iditol 2-dehydrogenase (NAD+) activity; zinc ion binding. Gene Ontology annotation, biological process: D-sorbitol catabolic process. The record is from RefSeq and is a predicted model, not a curated record. The transcript has 3 exons. Bases 1 to 1089 code for a protein of 362 amino acids.
AUGGAGUCCGUCACCGACGUCUUACAGCGAAAGUCGCAGAACAUUGCUGUUCAAACCAACCCAGCACACGACCUGCAUGUCGUCGAUGUAGACGUUCCGGAGCCAGGCCCCACAGACUGCCUAGUCCAUGUCCGCGCAACUGGCAUUUGUGGCUCAGAUGUGCACUUUUGGAAGCACGGCCAUAUCGGCGACAUGGUGGUUUGCGGCGAGAACGGACUUGGUCAUGAAAGCGCGGGCGUGGUAAUCAAAACAGGCAAAGAGGUAACGAGGUUCAAACCAGGUGACAGAGUCGCCCUCGAGUGCGGCAUUCCUUGUUCCAAGCCAACUUGUUACCACUGCCGAACCGGCAAAUAUAACGCUUGUCCCGAUGUCGUCUUCUUCUCGACUCCUCCUUAUCACGGCACCCUGCGUCGCUAUCAUGUGCACCCUGAGGCUUGGUUGCAUCAUUUGCCCAGCAGCCUAAGCUAUGAGGAAGGGUCGUUGCUCGAGCCUCUUUCGGUGGCGCUCGCCGGUAUCGACAGGUCUAAUCUUCGUCUAGGGGACCCGCUAGUCAUUUGCGGUGCUGGACCUAUCGGUUUGGUGUCUCUUCUUGCGGCUCAUGCAGCUGGCGCCGCACCAAUUGUCAUCACUGACCUGGACGAGAACCGCCUGGCCAAGGCCAAGGAACUUGUUCCCCGGGUUCGCACUGUACGUGCCGAGCGUGGCGAUGAUCCUAAGACUCUGGGGAAGAAGAUGGUGGAUGCCCUCGGGGCUGAGGCACGACUGGUAUUAGAGUGCACUGGAGUAGAGUCCAGCAUCCAUGCCGGAAUCUAUGCUUCGGCGUUUGGGGCCUCAGUCUUUGUUAUUGGUGUUGGAAAGGAUUUUCAGAACAUUCCUUUCAUGCACCUCUCGUCCAGAGAGAUUGAUCUUCGCUUUCAAUAUCGAUAUCAUGACACAUAUCCCAAGGCAAUCAGUAUUGUAACUGAAGGACUGAUUGACCUGAAGCCUCUUGUUACACAUCGGUUCAAGCUGGAGGAGGGUUUAGAGGCAUUUGCAGCAGCGUCGAACCCGGCGUCCAAGGCUAUCAAAGUUCAAAUCCUUGAUGAUUGA